AAGUUUUCUUGAGUUUAAAGAAAAUAUAAUUAAAAAUCAAAUCAAAUCCUUAAAUUCUAAAGAAAAACUUUUAAAAAAGCAUAGCUUUAAUCUAACAGCUAGAAAUGAUUUACAAAGACAAAUUGACGAUAUCAAUAUUCAAAUCGAUUUAAAUAUGGAUCAAUUUGAAAAAUUAUUAGAAAAUAGAAAUCUAUUUAUUUAUGAUAUUCUAUUAAAACAGGAUAUCAAUAAUUGUACCAUUUGGUUGAAAAAGAUUAAUUUUUACAAGAAAAAGGAAAAAAACAAUAAAAAUUUAAAUGAUUUAUUAAAUAUCUAUGUAGAAGCAAUAACAAAGAUUGAUCCUAAAUUAGCUCAUAAAAAUGAAAAUUAUGAUGAUGACAAUGAAAAUAACGAUUCAAAUACAAAUAAUGAUGAUUUAGAUAAUGAAAAUACAAAUGAUGACUUAAAUAAUUUUGAAAAAAUUGAGGAAAUUGAAAACGCAAAAUUUAAGCAAACAACAGGUUUAGAACAAAUAUGGAUUGAUUAUUCAAAAGUUUAUCAAUCAAAUAAGGAUUAUUUCACAGCAAGAUCAAUAUUUAGUACUGCAACAAAAGUUCCUUUUAUGAAUUCAAAUGAUUUAGUUGAAAUAUACUUAGCUUGGGCAGAUAUGGAAUUAACAAUUGACGCAAGUACCGAAGAAGAGGUUGAUAAAUGUUUUGAAAAUGCAAUCAAUAUUAUCAAAAGUAGUUUAGUAAAACCCACUUUUAAAAACAUAGGAAAGGUUGAAGAUCAGAUACGAUUUUUUGAUGAUAAAAUUCCAGCUGCUUACAAGAUCCAUAAAUCAGUUAAAUUAUGGUCAUUUUAUUUGGAUUUAAUUGAAUCAUCCAAUGAUUUUCAAGAGACUUGCAAAGUUUAUGAAGAAAUAAUGAAUCUUAAGAUAUUAACUCCAGUUAUAUUAAUCAAUUAUAUUAAUUUUUUAUGGGAUAAUCAAAAUUUUGAAAAAAGCUUUAAAAUUUUUGAGAUUGGGUUGGAUAAAUUUAACUAUUUUCCAAUAAAAUUUGAGAUUUAUAAUAUUUAUUUAGGAAAGAUUCUUUUAAGAUUCAAGCAAAUGAAACAGAAAAAAAUGGAGAAUUUUAUUUCAAUUGAGAGAAUUAGAGAUUUAUUUGAACAAGCUAUUAAUGAAUGUUCUGGCGAUUUGGUCAAGCCUAUUUAUUUAUUAUAUGCAGAUUUUGAACAACAAAAUGGGUUAUCAUCUAGGUCUUUAAAAAUAUAUGGGGAAGGAAUUAAGCAGUUACAUGAGUGGUUGGAUAGUCAGAUUUCAAUAAAUAAUUCAUUGGAGAUUAAGGAAAAAAUUUAUAAAGAUAUUUUUAAUUUCUAUGAGAUUUUAAUUCAAAAGACAAUUGAAUUUAAAAAUUUCAAUGAAGCACGAAUAAUAUAUGAAAACAUUAUUUCUCAUGAGGAUUUGCCAAAUAAUUAUAUUAUAAAAUUUGUAUUAAGCUUUAAGAAUUUUGAAGUUAAAUUAGGGGAAGUUGUUAGAGGUCGAGAAUUAUUAAAAUAUGGCUGCGAAUUAUUAUUAAAACCUUCCCCACUACAAGAAAAUGGGAAAAUUUAUGAAAAAUACUGGAAAGAAUGGAGAGAAUUUGAACUAAAUUAUGGGGAUGAAAAUACAUUCAAAGAAAUGAUAAAAAUGAAGAGAGCUAUAGGGGUUAAGUUAGGAUUAUCAAAUAACUCAUUGGUUGAUUAUCAGAAUUUUUUUGAAAAUCCAUUGAAUGAAGAUGAAGAUGAUAGUGGUGACGAAGGGAGAGAAGAAGAAAAUGCUUCUAGCGACUAAUUUUAUUUUAUUU
Molecule: messenger RNA, 1823 nt
Organism: Ascoidea rubescens DSM 1968
Lineage: Eukaryota; Fungi; Ascomycota; Saccharomycetes; Ascoideales; Ascoideaceae
Gene: SYF1
Product: mRNA splicing protein SYF1
Exons: 1
Coding region: 155-1810 (551 amino acids)
Biological process (GO): generation of catalytic spliceosome for first transesterification step; mRNA splicing, via spliceosome
Cellular component (GO): post-mRNA release spliceosomal complex; Prp19 complex; U2-type catalytic step 2 spliceosome
Molecular function (GO): protein binding
Source: RefSeq, a predicted model, not a curated record